UCGUGCGUUGUUGAGAACUGUCAACAUUACUGAGACAACCUUCCCAAGACUACUAACAAUACUUUUGGAGCCUUCGCUAAUCUCCAAAGCUUUUACGCACCAUCUUUUCAUUAUCCUUGGAAACUACAGCUACACCAUCAGCCAAUAUGAAGGUUGUCGGACCUACCUGCGCACUGAAGAGCAAGGUUGGCGGCGAGGACAUGGUGCGGUGCCUUUCCGACCAGAGCCUGUCCAUCUCCAAAUGCAAGAUCCCGCUGCUGGACGAGCAGAUGACCGUGUUUCUGCAAGACAUGAACAGCUGCUACAGCAAGCUGAAGGAGCUGGUCCCAACUCUGCCCACCAACAAGAAGGCCAGCAAGGUGGAGAUCCUCCAGCACGUCAUUGACUAUAUCUGGGACCUGCAGGUCGAGCUGGACGAGCCGGAGAAGAGCCGUCAGCAGAGCAGCGUGCCCCGCACACCUCUGACCACCCUGAAUGCAGAGCUGGCAAGCAUCGCUGUCGAGAAUGGAUGCUCGGAUGACAGAAUCAUGUGCCGCUAGACCUCUCAGAGCAUCGCCCCAUCGUUCCAGAGCGAGCACCACGAUGAAUGAACAAGGUUAUAUUAUGUGACAUUAGAUCACAAACAAACCUUGAGGCAAGUAGGGAAGUUGCAAACUCCCAUGCUAGAAAAUACUUUUGAUUGACAUUCUGAAGAAGAAAGGAACUGUCACUCAAGGCCUUCGAUCCAUCCCGAGGUCUCUGAUCUCAUGGAGACUAGUGGGUCCGAAUAGACUGUGUUAGUCAUGGGACCAUGGCAGUUACUGCAAACAGCUUCGCCUGUUGUUGUGUGGAGUUUCUCAAGAAAUACAACGUUUUUGUAUCUUGUAAAACAUGUAGAAAAUUCAAAAUUGUGUAAAAUAAGAUGUAUUAAUUUUCUCAGUAUCCUGAGCGACAAAAUGUAUUGUAUAUUACAAUGCCACACUAUGUGAAAAAUAUUGUUUUUUUUACAAUGUACCUUAAUGGUGUUUUUAUUAAAACAAGGCAAUACUUUUUUUAAACAUG
Messenger RNA from Coregonus clupeaformis (lake whitefish), 1041 nucleotides. Its product is annotated as DNA-binding protein inhibitor ID-1. Gene Ontology annotation, molecular function: protein dimerization activity; transcription regulator activity. Gene Ontology annotation, biological process: cell differentiation; circadian regulation of gene expression; negative regulation of transcription by RNA polymerase II. Gene Ontology annotation, cellular component: cytoplasm; nucleus. Bases 147 to 539 code for a protein of 130 amino acids. The record is from RefSeq and is a predicted model, not a curated record. Lineage: Eukaryota; Metazoa; Chordata; Actinopteri; Salmoniformes; Salmonidae. The transcript is spliced from 2 exons.